This is a messenger RNA of Iphiclides podalirius (scarce swallowtail), 1293 nucleotides long. NCBI's taxonomy places the organism in Eukaryota, Metazoa, Arthropoda, Insecta, Lepidoptera, Papilionidae. The record is from the annotation of a GenBank genome assembly.
AUGGCGAAAGAAGAAGAUGAUGAUAAUUUGCCAGAUAAAGAUGCGGCUAAAGAAUUUUAUGCGAAGUACGAACCUAAAGAAAUUAUAGGCAGAGGUAUAAGCUCAACAGUAAGAAGAUGUGUAGAAAAAGAAACUGGUCAUGAAUUUGCUGCUAAGAUAAUAGACCUCAGUCAGGAAUCACAAGAUGGUGUUGACACACAUACAAUGAGAGAUGCUACACGCCAAGAGAUCCAAAUACUCAGGAUGGUGGCUGGACAUCCUUACAUUAUCGAGCUUCAGGACGUGUUCGAAUCGGAGACCUUUAUAUUCCUCGUGUUCGAACUCUGCAAGAACGGCGAACUGUUCGACUACCUCACAUCGGUGGUGACGCUGUCGGAGAAGAAGACGAGAUACAUAAUGAGGCAAGUUCUAGAAGGUGUCCGCUACGUGCACAGCAAGAAUAUCGUGCACCGCGACCUCAAACCCGAGAAUAUUCUCCUAGAUGACCAGCUUAACGUCAAGAUCACCGAUUUCGGCUUCGCCAAGGUUCUGAAGGACGGGGAGAAGUUAUUCGAACUUUGCGGGACUCCGGGCUACCUCGCGCCGGAGACCUUGAAAGCGAACAUGUUCGAGGACGCCCCGGGUUACGGAAUGGAGGUCGACAUCUGGGCCUGCGGCGUCAUCAUGUUCACUUUGUUAGUUGGCUGCCCCCCAUUUUGGCACCGUAAGCAGAUGGUCAUGCUGCGAAACAUCAUGGAGGGAAGAUACUCCUUCACCAGCCCCGAGUGGGUGGAUAUUUCUGAGGAUCCGAAAGAUCUCAUAAGGAGGCUACUGGUUGUGGAACCGAGCGAGCGAAUUGAUUUGCGCGACGCUCUAAUGCAUCCCUUCUUCCAUACUGUGCUAUGGGACCAGGACAUGACGCCGCUCAAGAAAUCGCUGACUGGUACCAGCCGAAGGAUGUCCAGGAUUGAACAAUUGACCAUGGCGAUAAAAUCGGGCGGUUUCAACGCGCGCGCCAAGCUGCGGCUCGCCUUCGUGGUGGUGCGGGCGGCGGUGCGCCUCCGCCGUUUGCCGCACACGGCGGCGCGCGCUGUGCCGCUCGUCGACGCGCUGCGCGACCCGUACACGAUGCGCGCCCUGCGGAAGGUCAUCGACGGCUGCGCAUUUCGAGUGUACGGCCACUGGCCGCCGCGGCGCCGCUUCUCGGUGCACCCGCUCUGCAGUCUGCUCUCCUGGUUUUUUGGAGUUAUCGUGUACCAGGGCGGCAGCGUCACGGAAGAAGUCGAGCCCCGUCCCGCCGACCGCUCCGACCCA